Molecule: messenger RNA, 5703 nt
Organism: Grus americana (Whooping crane)
Lineage: Eukaryota; Metazoa; Chordata; Aves; Gruiformes; Gruidae
Product: tubulin alpha-8 chain
Exons: 5
Coding region: 291-1535 (414 amino acids)
Biological process (GO): microtubule cytoskeleton organization; mitotic cell cycle
Cellular component (GO): microtubule; cytoplasm
Molecular function (GO): GTP binding; structural constituent of cytoskeleton
Source: RefSeq, a predicted model, not a curated record
AGGCCCGCGCCGGACCGUGGUCGCCCGUGGGCCCUGAGCCGUGCCGCCUCGGCGGGCCUUGGCGGUGUCGCGUCCCGCCGCGCGGCCUUGUCCCAAAAUGGUGGAGGCUCCUCCGAGAACAUGGCGGCCCGCGGCGGGGCGGCUUUUCCCGGUGGCGGCGGGACCCUCAGCCCCCGGCCGGCUCUGAGCGUGAGUGCAUCUCAGUCCAUGUUGGUCAAGCUGGUGUGCAGAUCGGCAAUGCGUGCUGGGAGCUCUACUGCCUGGAGCAUGGCAUCCAGCCCAAUGGUACCAUGCCAAGUGAUAAAACCAUCGGUGGAGGUGACGAUUCCUUUAACACGUUCUUCAGUGAGACUGGUGCAGGAAAACAUGUCCCUCGUGCUGUGUUUGUGGACCUUGAACCAGCAGUAAUAGAUGAAGUUAGGACUGGGACAUACAAGCAACUCUUUCAUCCUGAACAACUGAUAUCUGGUAAAGAAGAUGCUGCAAAUAACUAUGCUCGAGGUCAUUACACAGUUGGGAAAGAGAUAAUUGAUCUAGUUCUAGAGCGUAUCAGGAAACUGUCUGAUCAAUGCACUGGCCUGCAGGGUUUCCUGAUUUUCCACAGCUUUGGGGGAGGCACUGGCUCGGGGUUUACUUCUCUGCUGAUGGAGCGCCUGUCAGUUGACUAUGGGAAAAAAUCAAAAUUGGAAUUUGCCAUCUACCCUGCACCACAGGUCUCAACAGCUGUUGUUGAGCCGUACAAUUCCAUCCUGACUACCCACACCACUCUGGAGCAUUCCGACUGUGCCUUCAUGGUUGACAAUGAGGCCAUCUAUGACAUUUGCCGUAGGAAUCUGGACAUUGAACGCCCGACCUACACCAAUCUGAAUCGCCUAAUUGGCCAGAUAGUCUCUUCCAUUACUGCGUCUCUCAGAUUCGAUGGUGCCUUAAACGUGGAUCUUACUGAAUUUCAAACUAACUUGGUGCCUUAUCCUCGUAUCCACUUCCCGUUGGUAACAUAUUCCCCAAUUAUUUCGGCAGAGAAGGCCUAUCAUGAGCAGCUGUCUGUGUCCGAGAUAACCAACGCUUGCUUUGAGCCAUCCAAUCAGAUGGUGAAGUGUGACCCUCGCCAUGGCAAGUACAUGGCCUGUUGUAUGCUGUAUCGUGGGGAUGUUGUCCCCAAGGAUGUCAAUGCUGCUAUUGCUGCUAUCAAAACCAAGCGCACAAUCCAGUUUGUGGACUGGUGCCCUACUGGUUUUAAGGUUGGCAUCAAUUACCAGCCACCAACAGUGGUUCCUGGUGGUGACCUAGCCAAAGUCCAGCGGGCAGUAUGCAUGCUGAGCAACACUACAGCCAUUGCUGAGGCAUGGGCUCGUCUAGACCACAAGUUUGAUCUGAUGUAUGCCAAACGUGCCUUUGUUCACUGGUAUGUUGGAGAAGGGAUGGAGGAGGGGGAGUUCUCAGAGGCUCGGGAAGAUUUGGCUGCACUUGAGAAAGAUUAUGAAGAAGUGGGCACAGACUCGAUGGAUGGAGAAGAUGAAGGUGAAGAAUAUUAAACACAACAGAAGUGAAUUGCGAGUCUUUGCCAUUUUACUGCCUCUUCAGUAGCAGUGUAAAUCAUGUUAAAUAAUUGGAAUAAACUUCUUUAAUCAAGACAUUUGGUAGUGUCCAAACACUAUGUACAUGCAUUAACUAUAUGCAAGUAGUCACUAGUCCAGGAGAUAGUAUUUCUUUCUGAGAAAGAUAGCCAAAUAAAAUAAUCUUGCUAUAGUUAGAUGAGUUCUUGUCCUUAACGCAUUGCUAUUUGGAGAGCUAAUAGUGCAUAUUUUCCCCCAGAAUACAAGACUAGAAUGUGCUUGAGCUUUUGCUGGAAGAUUAGUUAGCUAUGUUUUUUCAAGGCUCUAAAGCUGGUGGAGGCAACGGGAACUAACCUUGUAUUACCCUCAAGAAAAGAGGAUAGUACAAAAGGCCAUUUGAGUUAGUCUUUGCCUAUACUUAGGCUUAGUAUGGACCAGUAACUUAGAGAUGCUGUAACCUGGAAGGGGAAGAGAUGUCCAAGCAGGGUGUGCUAUAGCAUGAGGAACCUGCCACUUCUGUCGGGACCUGUGUGGUGGUUGCCUUGGUGUUGCUUUGUCCUCCCACAACAGGAACUGCAGUCCCUGUCUGCUGGAUUUCUGCGGAGUCAGCAUUUUGUCUGAAGCUGUCUGGAGCAAAAUCUCUGGGUUAGCUGGCCAGGGUUCAACACUAGUUUUCCCUAAAACUAAUUCUUUUGCAGAAGACAUGAGUCCAUGGGUUCAGAUAUGCAAAUUACCAUCCUUCUUCUGCCUUCCAUUGUAAACUGAUGUAACAGGAGAAGAUUUGGCUAAUCAGGUUAUCUUCAGAUGUGGACAAGCCUCUGUCAACCUUCUACAUGGCCUGAGUUGGGGCUUCAGGACACAGGGCAGGGAUCCACAAACCACAUAACCUGAGACUAUUUCCAACUCUGUCUUGGAGCUGAGUGAAUCUGAGGAAUUCUGAUUGAAUACUGAAUGUGAUUACAGGAUACCAAAGUCUGACUCGAAGACUAGAUUUGAGUUGGAGAAUUUCAACCUUAUUUAUACUCCUUAUUUAAUAGCAGAGCCUGAUUCAGGCCAAGCCUUGAAGCCUAUGUUAGUAGAUGAAGAUGCAUGUACCUGCUUAGCAGGAGUCUUAGCUGUGGUUUGAAAAAUGCCUUAACUUCCUUCUGUGGGGAAACCUGCAGUCCUCAGGUAAUGCUGCAGUAUUUGACGUGAACUUGUGAAGUGGGAAUCUUUCCCUAACCUCAGUUUUAGCUGUGACUUGGGUGUGCUUAUUCUACUAGAUGGGGGUAUCCCUUUAAAUUUAGAUUAACAAGCUGCUGCUGUUGAUUGAAGGUCUAACAGAAUAGCCUGGUCCCUGGGUGCUGAUCAGUCAUUUGCUUAGGCUGAAAACCUGUUGUCCUGAAUUACUGUGUGUUCUUGCAGCCAUUGUGUUGAGUCAAUCUGAUUUGAAAUUAAUUUAUUGGAGAUGGAAGUUACCGAUUUUUAUAUAGAUGGGGAGAACAAUCAUCAGGCUUUGUAACGUAGAUGAGUGCCUCAGACUGUCUUGUCAGCCGUGGUCUUGUGCAGAAUAUACAGGUGCUGUGUAAAUCAUACCUUCUGCCAUUCAGCAUAGCUGAGCAUGUCUGAAGUUUCAGUGAGUUUCUCAUUUGCUUUUGCUUGUGUUUUUAUGUUCCAGGGUAGGCAUAAGUCCUGUUGACUAACUUAUUUUCCUGCUAACUGGAUGAUUAAGCAAAUGUGCUAGGCAUAACCCAAGAGACAGUCUACAUUCAUUGCAAGUCAGAUCGACUUCAUUUCAGUGCAUGCAUUCCAAUUUUUAAUGUAAUGGCAGUGCCCACAGGAGGAAUAUGCAAAGGACUGUUUCAUGCCUUACAUGUGUCUAGAUCUUUGGUGUGAAAUUUUGUACUGCUAGCAGAUCAUGAAGGGUGCUGUGUGGCCACAAGCACCAGCACCAUGAUUUCCUCUAAAAGUUGUCGAGGGUUGUAUAGGAGUGGAUUUCUGAACUGGCAUUCUAUGUGAUCUUUUAGCAAUGAUUUUGCUGCUCUUUCUGGGAUUCUUAGUUUCAUUGUUUGAGGCUGGCAUGCUCUAUUUCCUGCUGAUGCUGUCUGGGGUUUCUACUGUACAUGUGAAUUACCCUUAUUUAGAACACUGUUGCUUAUGUGAUGGGAAUUGGUUUGUGGUGUGUCAAAAUGUUUUAUCUGGGCAUGUACAAUGAUGAGUCUGUGCAGGACACAGCACUCUAGCAUCCUUGUAAAAGGCUUGUGCAUAUUGAAUGCUGAGUGCUCUGAAAAACCUGGACUGACUAGGGAAUCUCAUUCAAUGUAGGCUUUAGAUUUGGGAUACAUUAUGCUUUUAAUUUUUAAAAAUAACAUGUAAUGCUACUUUGAAGAGAUGGUAAGCUGAAAUGUGGCAAGCAUCCACUGGUGGAAGGUUUGGCAGGAGAUGCUGUCUCUGUUAGCCAUUGGACUGAUGCUUAAAAUACAUUAUACUUUCUUAGCCUACAUCAUACUCAAAUUUUCUUUCUCAGUGUUAAGAAACACUGUUGCAUUAGCUAGUGGGCAGUUAGCUCUGUGUAGGCAUCUGCAUAGUGAGCUAAGAUAGUGUUUUUCUCAGAUAGGAAGCCAAGAUAAUUACAGCAGGAAAAUCCUGCUAAAACUGCUCUUGCUUCAGCUAGCUGCAGAAAUCCUUAAACAUAUUAUAAUUACUAGCUGUAUGGUUAAAUUAACAAAUGGGUGGUUCAUCUGUUUUCUGAAAUGUAGGAGAUCUGUACUGAAUUAAAAUUUGAGUGUUAAGAGAAUACCUGAAACUUGCAGAGGUUAAGAUUAGCUGUCACUGAAAAGCAAAUGUGUUCUUUGCACUCUGUUGAAAGCCUUUCUUUAAUUCUAAACUUCAAAUGCAUGUUUUCUUUGGUAAGAAAUCCCUGCAUGUCUGCUUUGAAAAGUCAGGUGCCUACUUGUACUGGCAUAAGUGCAGGCAUUAUCUAGUGGUAACUAAAUAUAUCUUUACCUAUGUGGUGACACAGCUUUCUCCAGUAUUGAGAUUGGCAAUUAAUAGCUAUCACCUGAUACAGAAUAACUUCUGUGACUCAUUAAGAGGAGGAGGAGGAAGUGAGCUGGAGCCUGUGGCGGAUUGCUGUGAACUUUGUUGUAAAUUGCUGGUCUUAUCUGCAAGAUCUGUUCUAAGAUGAUUCUGGUGCCAUCCCAGGGGGAUGCAGUGCAGCAGAAUCUGAUUUCCACCCACUCUGCCCUCUGAAUAAGCAAUAUGAAUACCUUUUAAUGUGCUAAUGCCUAUAUUAUAUAUAUAAUUAUGUACAUUUCUAAUUUCUAUAGUAAGCAUGCCACAGUGUAAUUGUAUGAUAAAAAUCUCUGCCUGUUUUAGCUUUAUGGAUGGUAUAGGUAACAUAAGCACACAACUGCACAUGCUGCCACCUUCAGCAGUUUGAGCAAACUUUUCUCAAACAAAAUUCAGAAAGGGCUUUUUCUUCAGAUACUUCAAACCCUGUCAGAUGACAUUCACCCUAGCAGCCUGUUGCUGAAAAGCAUGAACUUUUUUAGGAGAUCAUAGCUCUUUGGAGUUUGAAUUGGUGAGGUUAAUUGAAAGUGAGUAAAGAAACAAUAGCGUGACCCAUUAUUCUAGUGGAAAAAGUAGAGGUGACAUUGCAAAUUAUCUGCUCUUGGCAAUGUUUUAGGAAAAUACAAAGCAUUAUCUGAAAAAAAUGGAUAAUAUGACUUGGUAUUGAAGAUUCUCUGCCUUUACCUUCUUUCUGCACACUGUAAUAGUGAGGAGUCAGAACAAUGUCUCAUGGGCAGUUUAGACUGAUUUCCUGUGAAAACUUUGAGGAACUAGUAAAAAAAGCUAAGGGAAUAGCAGUGUCAAUGUAUUACUUUGCCACUAUGCUGCUGUAAAUGUGCAUGUAGCUUUUGAUUGUCCCAAGCCUUCAGUCUUGCUAGGCCUUCUGCUGGCAUACUACUUCCACUCUGGAGAAUUCUCUAAGGCAAGGAAGAUGUCAUUCUGUGCUUGACUCCGCUUUUCAGUCAAAUCUGCACGAACCCUGUAACAGCAGAGAUCUUGACAUCUGAAACAAAGCUGCUAAUGUGCUACCCCAUGCCAUUCUCUUCUGAUGUUUUUAAAUGCCUGUAUUUCUGCCAAAUAAAACUUUGUUUGCCUU